AGAAGCGACCGGGAUUCAUUGAUUAGAGCUGAUUCUUUUCUCCCCCUACUUAUGCCAAAUGUACCGAACAUCGUAAAUUCAUAAUAAACCUCACAGCCAUUCGCGUCUGCUGAUAAUCUUCCAAAACUGCUCUCGGACGACGGCGAGCUGGCACAGGUAGCAGGGUGCCCGUGGACCAUGCGAGACAGCGGGACAAGCUUGGCUCCAAACCGCUGGCAAGGAGAACUCUCCUUGACUGUGAGCCACGAUGGCAGUGGUGGAGGAAUGGCAGGAGGUCACCUUUUGGGCCCAGAUUCCCCUCCUGAUGCCCAGAGCGCCAUGGACUUCAAACUUGGCAACAAGGAAAGUGUGUGGACUGGAGAGUAUGUAGAAGGGGAUGAAAUGGAUGAAGGAGAUGGUUGUGAUGAAGAAGAGGAGGAAUUAGAAGGGGAGCAGUUGGAUGAAGGUGAGGAAAUCAGUUCCGAAUGUGCUCCACUAGAAGAAGAGGAGGAGGAUGAGGAGGAGGAGGAGGAGGGAUUAGAGGACUGGCAUUACCCACCUGAAUUAUUUUCACAAGUGGCACAAGUACAGCAUCACCAGAACCUUUUACCUUUAAAUAAGGAGCAAGCCAAACCUAAAGACAUGGACAUUACUGAGAACCCGCUGUUGGUUCGACUCCAGGGCCUGAGACAGCAAAGGCUGAAGCAGUGGAGGAGGCUUCGAGCGUGCUCUCGGCUUACCCAGAACUGGAAGACAUGGCGACAACGGGCACAGUGGGUUGGAACAUUUGUGUACAGACGGGCAAGGCGGUAUAAACUUUAUGCAUGUAGGCAGAAGCGGUAUCGUGACCUUAACAACUCAAGGUUAGCAGUGCAGACUGCAAGCCAGAGUAAGACAGAUGCUCAUUUUGGAGACUUAAACGGUUAUGGCAACUCUCAACCUAGUUCAACAGGCAGUGUUGGAAAAAAUGAAGGGCAUGUGUUCCCCUCAGUUUCCAUGCAGAAAAUGGAAAUGGCUCUUACAAAAGAGCAUGUUUCCUGUGUCCAGGGUAUUUUGGAUGAGUCUCUUCAUAAAUAUGGUAGCCUGAUCCCCAUACACACUGAUGACAUAGUGGAGCAACUGCAGGAGAUCUUUAAUGAGAACUUCAGUCACCCCCAAAGGAAAGCAGAGGUGCAUCAGAUAAUCCAGUCCUUUCAGAGGUCCCCGGGUAUGAGCAUGGUGCGUGGGUUCAGUGUUAAUUACAAGCGACACGUUCUGACCAUGGAUGAUCUCAGCACCCUGUAUGGACAGAACUGGCUUAAUGACCAGGUCAUGAAUAUGUACGGAGAUCUUGUAAUGGAUUCAGUGCCUGACAAGGUUCAUUUUUUCAACAGUUUCUUUUAUGACAAGCUACGAACUAAAGGUUAUGAAGGAGUUAAACGGUGGACCAAAAAUGUCGACAUCUUCGGUAAAGAUCUUCUCUUGAUUCCUAUUCAUCUGGAAGUGCAUUGGUCACUUGUGUCAGUGGACAUCAAACAACGUAGCAUUACGUACUUUGACUCUCAGCGAACCGUAAACCGUCGAUGUCCCAAGCAUAUUUUCAAAUAUCUUCAGGCAGAAGCCAUUAUAAAACAACAACGAGAAUUUCGCACCGGGUGGAGAGGCUUUUUUAAAAUGAACGUAGGGCGACAGAAUAAUGACAGUGACUGUGGGGCAUUUGUCCUCCAGUACUGUAAGUGUCUGGCGCUGGGACAGCCGUUCAGCUUUAGUCAGCAGGACAUGCCGAAACUGAGAAGACUCAUGUACAAAGAGCUUUGUCACUGCAAGCUCUCACUGUGAUUACUGGUACAGAGCUCUGCAGCAAGAGAAAGAGUAACACAAAAAUCUGAAAAAUCUGAUGGAUUAUACAUGCAUCAUCAAACACAGUUUUUUGUAUCAGUGUUAUUUUCUUGUGUUUGUCAGAGGCUGGCCUUUUUGUAUUGGCUAUCUUUUUAAAAAGUGGCAUCUUAAUGGGAGCCUUUUUGGACUCUUAAAAGGCUUCUUCAGUGCAGUAGACGUUGUGUUCUUGGAUUUUUUUUCACCAACUGUAACGGUGUUAUGAGACUUUUUAUUAUGUGUUGGGAAAAGUGUCAUGCUACUCAUGUUUGCAAAUAUAAUCAUGUUUCAG
Messenger RNA from Trichomycterus rosablanca, 2125 nucleotides. RefSeq names its product SUMO specific peptidase 3b (gene senp3b). Gene Ontology annotation, cellular component: nucleus. The record is from RefSeq and is a predicted model, not a curated record. Bases 178 to 1797 code for a protein of 539 amino acids. The transcript has 11 exons. Gene Ontology annotation, biological process: proteolysis; protein desumoylation. NCBI's taxonomy places the organism in Eukaryota, Metazoa, Chordata, Actinopteri, Siluriformes, Trichomycteridae. Gene Ontology annotation, molecular function: deSUMOylase activity.